AUUUUAUAUUCGCUGCAGCAACGUACAACAUGGCGCAUGGAGAGCGCUCUGAAAAAGCUUGGCUAUGGUAUACAGCUGUCUACGAGGCUAUCCAAGAGAUUCCGAAAGGAAGAGUGACAUCCUACGGGCACAUCGCGAGGCUGGUCGGGAAGCCCGAAUGCCCCAGACAGGUCGGAGUCUGUCUUAAACACCUCCCCUCAAAAUCUAGCGAUCCAAGCAAGAAGAGUCCGACAUGGCACAGUGGCAAUGUGCCCUGGCAGCGCGUGAUCAACGCUAGAGGAGGCAUCAGCCCGAGAGGACCUUCCGGGGCGAGUCGACAAGCAGCGGCACUACGCGCGGAAGGUGUGCAAGUCGAUCAGGGACCGAUGGGCGAGCUCACUGUGAAUUUGGAGCGAUUUGGAUGGUUUCCGGAUGUGCUGCCGAGCGAGGAGGGCUUGGUGGAGAGCAGCGGCGAGGAAGACGAGGAUGAAGAAGCGGCGGCGUACCAUACCUGAGGCAUCCUCACCCGGAAACGGGUGUUUGGGGAAGAUGCCAUGGUACCGGAACGGAACAUCAAACGGAGCAAGUUUCUAUUGUUGGCAGCUGAUUGACAGGAGUUCUAUGGACCGGAAGUACUAAGAGCGGUUCCUUCGUCCCAGUAGAUAGACUGCAUCCCACCUCUCUCAUCGCUGGCGGUUUGGCGAUUCCACGUACUCGCCGGCUAUGCCGAGAUAGGUAGACGCCGGAGGCGUAAACGAGGUCCUGGUUGCGGGAGUUCUGGGGCUGGAUGGCAACAUGCGUGAACCACGGCCGAAUCCGGAUCGUUAUCGAGACAGCGUGAAGCAAGGCACGCUC
This is a messenger RNA of Lindgomyces ingoldianus, 834 nucleotides long. RefSeq lists its product as uncharacterized. The record is from RefSeq and is a predicted model, not a curated record. The coding region runs from base 30 to 494 and encodes 154 amino acids. The transcript has 4 exons. Gene Ontology annotation, molecular function: catalytic activity. Gene Ontology annotation, biological process: DNA repair. Lineage: Eukaryota; Fungi; Ascomycota; Dothideomycetes; Pleosporales; Lindgomycetaceae.